Molecule: messenger RNA, 3674 nt
Organism: Lates calcarifer (barramundi perch)
Lineage: Eukaryota; Metazoa; Chordata; Actinopteri; Centropomidae
Gene: gda
Product: guanine deaminase
Exons: 14
Coding region: 79-1440 (453 amino acids)
Biological process (GO): guanine catabolic process
Cellular component (GO): cytosol
Molecular function (GO): guanine deaminase activity; zinc ion binding
Source: RefSeq, a predicted model, not a curated record
UCGCAGUCCUCCCCGAGGACAAAACCCCUGCGCGCUGCCGCAGGUAUCUCACUGCUCGACUCGGACCGAUUUGAAGGGAUGGCAAGCUCCGACAGACCGACCGCCGCAAUUUCUCACGUCUACAGAGGAACAUUCAUCCACUCUACCCAAGAAACUGCGGUGCAGAUCCUGGAAAAUGCGCUCCUGGGAGUGGAUACGGAUGGAAAGAUUGCUUUUGUUGAGAAAGGAGAGGACCUCGACAGACUGUCUUCAAUGUUUGGAUUCAGUCCAUCUGAAGUCACUCAACUGACACAACAUGAGUUCUUCAUGCCAGGAAUGGUGGACACCCACAUCCAUGCAUCCCAGUACAGCUACGCUGGCACCGCCCUGGACAUGCCAUUACUAAAGUGGCUCAAUACCUACACCUUUCCUGUAGAGUAUCACUUCAAAGAUCUGGAGUUUGCCAACAAGGUCUACACUCAAGUAGUGAAAAGAACCCUGAGAAACGGAACGACCACUGCAUGUUACUUUGCUACCAUACAUACAGAUGCCUCUCUCCUGCUGGGCCAGAUUGCAAAUGAUUUUGGACAGCGUGCCUUGGUGGGUAAGGUGUGUAUGGACAGGAACAACGCUGUGAAACAUUACAAGGAGACCAUUCAGGAGUCUCAAGAGGAAACAUGUCGGUUCAUUGCAGAGCUCUUGAACAAAAAGUAUCCCCUAGUGAAGCCAGUAGUGACUCCCCGCUUUGCUCCAUCCUGCACAGGAGCCUUGCUAGGACAGCUGGGAGCAAUCGCUAAGAAUAACCACCUGCACAUUCAGAGUCAUAUUAGUGAGAAUGUCGAGGAAGUGAAGCUUGUGAAGGAGCUGUUUCCUGAUUCAGAGUCUUACGCUGACGUCUAUCACAAAUACAACCUGCUCACCGACAAAACAGUGAUGGCCCAUGGCUGCUACCUCAGUGAUAAAGAGCUGGAUCUGUUCAGAGAGACAGGAGCCUCUUUGUCUCACUGCCCCAAUUCCAACAUUUCGUUGUGCAGUGGAAUGUUAGACGUCCGCAACGUCCUGAACCACAAAGUGAAGUUGGGGCUGGGAACAGAUGUGGCUGGGGGCUAUUCUGCCUCAAUGCUGGAUGCUGUGAGGAGAGCUUUGGACUCGUCCAAAGUCUUGACCAUCCAGAACCCAGACUAUGACACACUCAACUUCGAGGAGGUGUUCAGGCUGGCUACACUGGGAGGCAGCCAAGCCUUGUCCCUGGAUGACCAAAUAGGGAAUUUUGAAGUUGGCAAAGACUUUGAUGCCCUGAGGGUGAAUGUAGCUGCUCCUGGUGCACCUAUUGACGUGUUCCAGUGUGAAGAACCAAAGAUCCUGUUGGAAAGGUUCUUGAAUUUGGGUGAUGAUCGUAACAUAGUGGAGGUGUUUGUGGCUGGGAGGAAGGUGGCACCAUUCACAGAGCCAACAGAGUAAACACACCUCCAUCUAUCUCACAGCUUAAAAUACACGUAUAUCUCAAAGAUACAAUAUAGGCAGCAAAAGAAUGAUCAGCUGGAAAAGCCAUAUGGCUGCAUGAACUGGAUUAUUAUACCACUGAAGACAAAUAGGAAAUUAAGUAUCUUGAUAAAUAUUUUAGUGUUUUUCCAGAGUUUAGAAUGGUGACAUGCUAUUUAUAAGCUUCAAUGUGGAUCAUACAAAAUUGUGUUCAGCUGAGUUCAUAUUCAGUCGGUUCCUUAAGUCUCAAAGAUAAUUAGUGAGCGUUUAAACAAUGUAUUUUAACAAGAGACUUAUGUGCGGUGAAUGUUGGACUUUUUCUGUUAGUUAUUUUAGAUAGUUAGCUAGUUGCUAGUGGUUUUUGCAUACUGAAAUAUAUUUGUGCACCAUCUGAUAAAUAAAACUCUUUUUUAUGUUCUUUUUGUUUAUGUGCACACUGUUGAAGGCUUUUUUUGUUUUAUUUACUUAAACGUCUUAGUUAAACUUACUAAAACUAACAAAGAUACAAGUACUGGUGAUGGUGGCCUCUAUAGCGUGUUCAAGACAACAUAUUUUCUAUUGCAAGUUGAGGUCACUUUGUGUUGCCUCAAGAAAUGUAAUCAUUUUUUUUUUCAUUGUCCAUGAAGUAAAUUAACGUACUAGCACAGGACUAGUGAUAUUAAAGCUGCUCGGUCCUCAGUCUAGCUGCGGUGCCUGAUCUGAUUACUUACAGUAGCUCAAUGAUCCCAUUUUCAUGCUUUUUUAGGUAGGAAAUACUUUAUAAUCAGAAGACUGAGAUUGACUUGAGUUAUAAUCACAACUCUGUACACUCCAUUCAAAUGCAUCAACUCAAGUGUUAAAUGUGACAAAAACUGACUUUGACUAUGACUUUGUUAUUUGAUUUUUUUUUUACCGUACAGUCUGCUUCAGAUUGCAGCACUCACUGUGGUGAAACUGUGGACUCAUUCCAGUUGUAGGUCUGUUCUGGGUAUAAAUUGACAUUUAGCUGUACUAACAUGUGUCUGAUUUACCUCAAAAUCCACGUCCUGGUUUGACUCAGUGAAAAGUGAAGUUAAUGUGGUGCCUUAUUAUAAGAAUCAUUUAUUAGUUUUGUCAGUGAAAAUUCUCAGUCAUUAAGGUCAUUGUUAUCCAGGAAAAGUUUUAAGUGAGGGCAUUUGGACUUGGUUGUAGAUACUGGGGAGACCCAGGUGUCUCUGGGGUUGUUUGUAACAUUUGGUUUGUCAGUGCUCCUGCCUGUGCUAAUGGCAGUCGUUAGAGAAGUGGGAGUCACCUGAGGCCAAGUGUACAAGGUUGUUAAAUCUCCUGGGAAGGGAUGCUGUAUUAUAUGUGGGGGAUAAAUGGGGUCAUAGACAUCUUCUGUUGAGGGGUGGUUUCUCUAACUUUGACAUAAUGGCUUCCUUCACUUCUCUUUGAAACUGUUGUCAUCGAAGGAGUGUCCCUUUUCCUUCAGGAGUAGGUAGUCCUGACCUUCUGUGCUGAGCCAGGAAUUUGUUUAAUGCCUGUUUAAUUUCACUGAUGUAUAGAUCUGUGCAUUCCUCACUGCAUUGGGCUGAAUUCAUCAGAUUGCUUUUCUGGGUGUAUGUUCUCUUGGAUGUACCAGUUCAUGUCUUAGUGUGUAGCAGGGCUUGAAAAACACAGGGAUGCGGUGCUUGUUGAAUAUCCCUCUCAGAUGCUCCAGACAUGAAAAUGGCUGCAAAUUCCAGGAAAGACAUCAACACCGAGGGUUGUAAAGAAAAGAAGAACAAACACAACAACACUGUCAUCUGAUACAUGUCUGGACUAUUUGACAAGCACUGCAUCCCUGUGUUUUUCAAACCCUGCAACACACUGAGACACCAACUCCAGUUGCCCUCGAUUCAACUUCUCUUGGAGUCACUAGUUAAUACUAAGUAAAAAAAUAAUACUGACCUUAGAUCUACUCAGCAAUUACAAUUCAAAUGGUUUUACUGCUCAGAUGUUUGAUUUUAAGGACCAAAAUGUCUUUAGAUUACCAUUUGUCUUAUAAUUGUUAGGAAAUGAAGGGAAAUGAAAUGGGCUGAUUGCUGAAUAUGUAUUUGUCUUGAUAAACAAGGAUGUAUUUAAGACAAUUUUUUUUUUUUUACUGUAAUACAUCUUUUUUUUAUCACAAAACUCUAUAUCACCAAAUGUUAUAUGUUAAAGAAACUCUUUGAUGUGUCACAUCAUUAGAGAUUGAAAUAAAGAAUUUCACCAUG